AUGAGCCUGGCUGGGAGAGCCGGACGAGCCUGGACUCGAGAAUGGCUGCGCAAUUCCAGCAGUCAUGGCCUCAACGCAUCUAACACUACAUCUAGAUGGUCUCUGCUUCUGCGCACGACAGCUCCAUGCCGGCAUCGCAACUACGCCUCGCAGGCAAAACCGACGCCUGCGCAGCUCGAGGCGCGGAUAGCCGCGAUUCCAAUUGAGCGGUAUAGAAACUUUUGCAUCGUGGCGCACAUUGACCAUGGCAAGAGCACGCUGAGUGACCGGCUGCUGGAGCUGACGGGGACCAUUUCGGCCAGCGAUGCGAAUAAGCAGAUUCUUGACAAACUCGAUGUCGAACGUGAGCGAGGAAUCACAGUCAAAGCACAGACGUGCACCAUGAUAUACAAGCACAAUGGCGAAGAUUACCUGCUUCAUCUCGUCGACACGCCGGGCCACGUCGAUUUCCGCGCCGAGGUCACCCGUUCAUACGCCAGCUGCGGCGGCGCUUUGCUUCUGAUCGACGCCAGCCAGGGCAUCCAGGCGCAGACGGUGUCCAACUUUCAUCUAGCCUUUGCGCAGGAUCUGGCGCUGGUUCCCGUCAUCAACAAGAUCGAUAUGCCGUCGGCCGAUGUGCCCCGCGUUCUGGACCAGAUGGAGACGAGCUUUGAGUUGGAUCCUAAAAAGGCUGUGCUGGUGAGCGCAAAGACGGGUAAAGGUGUUGGUGCUCUUCUGCCGGCGGUGGUGGAGGGGAUUCCGCAUCCUGUUGGCGAUGAGAAUAAGCCGUUGAAGAUGCUCCUAGUUGAUUCUUGGUACGACACUUUCAAGGGCGUGGUUUUGCUGGUGAGGCUGUUUGACGGAUCUAUCAAGACGGGAGACAAUGUCGUAUCACUGGGCACAGGCAUGAAAUACACGGUUGGCCAGGUCGGCAUUCAGUAUCCCAACGCAACGCCGCAGACGGUACUUCGCGCAGGCCAGGUCGGUUAUGUAUACUUUAAUCCGGGUAUGAAGCGGAUUCAAGACGCCAAGCUGGGCGAUACCUUCACUACGGUUGGAGACGAGGAAAUCGUCGAGCCGUGUCCAGGCUUUGAGGAGCCCAAGCCCAUGGUGUUUGUUGCGGCGUUUCCUACCGACCAGAGUGACUACACCCGUCUCGCCGACAGCAUCAAUCAGCUCGUGCUCAACGAUCGCAGUGUGACGCUGCAAAAGGACUUUUCCGAGGCUCUUGGAUCGGGAUGGCGUCUUGGGUUUUUGGGCAGUCUUCAUUGCUCAGUGUUUCAAGAUCGCCUGAGACAGGAACAUGGCAAGAGCAUCAUCAUCACGGAACCUACAGUGCCUACCAAGAUUGUGUAUGCCGACGAGUCAGAGGAGGUUGUACAGAACCCAGCCUUGUUUCCAGACUCGAGCGAUCACCGGAUUAGAGCUGCCACGUUAUACGAGCCCUAUGUCAAAGCGACAAUCACAGUUCCUGAAGAGUACCUCGGCCGCGUCAUUGAGCUUUGCGAGGGCAAUCGCGGAGAGCAAAAGAGCCUAGAGUUUUUCCACACUGACCAGGUUAUUCUCUCAUACGACAUUCCCGCCUCACAGUUGGUCGACGAUUUGUUCGGAAAACUCAAAGGCGUCUCAAAAGGUUAUGCGACUCUUGAUUACGAGGACGCAGGGUGGCGCCAGAGCAAAUUGGUGAAGCUCCAGCUACUUGUUAAUCGACAGCCCGUCGACGCCAUUUGUCGAGUGAUACACUCGACGCAGGUUGACCGCCUAGGCCGCCAAUGGGUCACAAAGUUCAAGGAACAUGUCGAUCGACAAAUGUUCGAGGUCGUCAUCCAAGCCGUUGUGGGCAACAAAGUUAUUGCUCGAGAAACCAUCAAACCUUUCCGGAAAGACGUCCUCGCAAAACUUCACGCCAGUGAUAUUACUAGACGCAGAAAACUGCUAGAGAAGCAGAAGGAAGGAAGGAAGAGAUUGAGGGCAGUGGGCAACGUGGUGAUUGACCAAUCAGCAUUCCAGAGCUUUUUAUCGAAAUAG
Trichoderma harzianum CBS 226.95 is the source of this 2007-nucleotide messenger RNA. RefSeq lists its product as hypothetical. The transcript is spliced from 5 exons. Gene Ontology annotation, biological process: positive regulation of translation. Gene Ontology annotation, molecular function: GTP binding; GTPase activity; mitochondrial ribosome binding. The record is from RefSeq and is a predicted model, not a curated record. The coding region runs from base 1 to 2007 and encodes 668 amino acids. Lineage: Eukaryota; Fungi; Ascomycota; Sordariomycetes; Hypocreales; Hypocreaceae. Gene Ontology annotation, cellular component: mitochondrion.